AAUGAAAUUAGGGCAGGCAGAUCUUAUCAGAACAUUUUUUCACUUGCUACAUUUGCUCGUUUCUCUCUCCUCUCUGUUUCACUCUCUCACCAAAUCCCCCUCUAUUCUCUCUCGUUCGACGGUACGUUGCAGCUUGCUUUCCUUAAUUCUUUUGUCUUUUUCAUUGCUCAAGUUUCAAAAUUGCUUGCUCUCUCACUCUCCCGCACAAAAUGUUCGAGUUUACGUUUGGAUUGUGAACUAACAAUGUAAAAUUUUCUGUGUGUACUUUUUUGGUUUGCGUGUUGCUAUUACUAUUAGCACUUCAUUUAUUUGAUUUCCUUCUAUAAACAUUUUCAUUUUACGGUGGUUGUAUGGUGGUUGGGAGCACCAUUGUUUUUUUUCUUCACAAUCUUAUACUGGUUUUUCUCAUGGCAUUUGGUUAAUGAAAUGCAAAAGGGAAAAUGUUUGUGAUUGAAUCCUUCAAUUUGAGUGAUCAAGUCAAGGGUUUGGAAAGAUGCCGUUUAGGCUCUGUUUCAUUAAUCAGACAGUUUUGUCGUACUUCUAUUUUGGAUGAGGUAUUUGCAGAGAACUAUCUAGAAGAGGAUAUUUUAUACUCUAUUGAUGAUACACAAGAAUGAGGUGGCAUUCGGUAUUUUUUGGAACUAGAAAUGAUCAGGAAGAAAGCAUGGAAAAAUUUAGUUUCAAGUAAUUAUAGUGAAGGCCAGAAAUGCAUCUCCCACACACUGAGAGAAGGUAGUAGAAGAGAGCUCAGACAAGAUAUUUUAGACUAAGGGCUUGUGAAUGUAGCACCGAGAAUGUGUGGAAAGGCUAAGACUACAUAGGUUUAGAUUUACAAUAACUUUAUCCAAAUUGGGAAAUUACCAAAGAGAACGAUUGUAAAGUUAUAUUGGUGUGUAAAUGUGUUCUAUAUGUUUGGAUUCUAAUUAGGUUAUCCUUGCAUUCUUCAAAGGUAAAAUCAAGUGGUUUUACGCCCAUAAAUUGGUUUAGCCUUAUUAGUUCUACAUUCUUGUUAGUUAAAAAAUGUGGAAUUGCGGUGCAAUUUGUUAUAAUAUUUGGUAAAGGCGAGAAAGAGAGAGAAGGAGAGGAGAAAAUAACAUUUAUAUGGUACGAUUCUUAUUGUCAUCUUUUGUUACAUUUACGUACUUAUCCUCUAAUUAUGAGAUCUUUAGUCUUUCUCUUGAGUUAAAAGAACAUUAUAUGGGAGCAAUAACAAGGACACAUUACAUAUAGCUUGGAACGUUGGAGCUUUAACUUUAAAGAGUUACAUUUUUAUGUAUGUUAGCAUGUUUAUCUUUAGUGUCUAUUUUCAUGUAUGCAGUUUUUUAAUUAAAGGUUUUCCAUUAUGAAUGAUCCAUAUCAAUGUGAUUUAUAUUAUAGUAAAUCUGGGAAUGUAUCUGUUCUGACACUCUACGGAUUUCUAUUCCUGAAUGGAGAAGAAAUGUGUGUCCUCAAAAUGCGGUGAAACUGUAAAAGAAUCCCAAUACAUCCUGAAUUUGUAAUCUAGUUGUUUCCAUCUCAAACCUUAUUUAUAUAUUUGAGUCUCAUGGAUUAACUGCAGUAGUUUUGAGUUCAUUAAGCUAAAAUAUGGCGCUGUGUCUUUAAUCAAACGAUUUUAGUUUUCUCGCAGCUCUUGCACUUGAUUUGUGUUCCUUGGAGAUUAUAGUUAAGUGGAAGUUCAAAUGAUUCCAACUGGGUAUUUGACUCUCAAAUUACAAUCUUUGUGUUAAGAUGAUGCAUCUAGUGUUCACUCUGAUGAAACCUGCUUGUAUUUCCUAUUAUGAUUAAGCUGCCUACUUAUUUCUUUGGUACUGGAAAUUUGUGAAAGAAAUUAAUUUUAAAGAAUGUGCUCCAAGUCCUUGGGCUGUUGAACAGAAUCCAGGCGCUUUCCGAUCUACAGUCCCUUGGAGCGAAAGGUUAGUUACGGUGUUGAAUUAGAGGAAUGCUAAAGCUACUUCUCCUGUGGAUACUCUUCUCUUACAGUAUCCAACUUUUUUGGACUACCCAGGCUUAUAGCCAGGGGACUAACAAAGCAUGCCGUCUGAGACUGCAAGAGAAGUUAUACCCACUAUCGAUUUAUUAGUCGCUGAAUCCAAAAAAGACAUGAGGAAUUUGCAUGACUCAGUGCAUCCAAGAGGUAGGUCAAAUGAGGAAACAUGCCACUCAGCAGAUGAGGAGCAAGUGCAUUCAUGUGAUCGGGUGGGAACGUCAAGUGAAAUGAAGAAGAAUAACUUGAAUAAUACAAGAUAUUUUGUUAUCAAGAGCUUGAAUCAUCAAAAUAUUCAAAUGUCAAUAAAGAAGGGAAUUUGGGCCACUCAAGUAAUGAAUGAGCCCAUUCUUGAAGAAGCCUUUCAAAAUUCUGGCAAGGUAAUUCUUAUAUUUAGUGUCAACAUGAGUGGGUUCUUCCAAGGAUAUGCUCAAAUGAUGUCUUCCGUUGGUUGGAGAAGGGAUAACAUUUGGAGUCAAGGAAGUGGGAAAAAUAAUCCUUGGGGCCGUAGUUUUAAAGUCAAAUGGCUGCGCUUACAUGACUUACCUUUUCAGAGAACACUCCAUCUGAAAAAUCCCUGGAAUGAGUUCAAACCCGUCAAAAUUAGUAGAGACUGUCAGGAGUUGCCUGGGGAUAUAGGUGCAGCUCUUUGUGAGCUUCUUGAUGAGGGGGAUGAUAUGGAUACUAACUUGUUUAGGGAUGAAAUCUCUGGCGAUGGUUUUUCUGGAAGAAGACCUUACAUAGAGCCAUUCCAGUCAGUACAAGAUGAGGAUUUUAACGUGCCUCCAAAUCCAAUGCAUAUGUCUCCUCUACUUUAUUCAUCCUUACUUUAUCACCAUCAAGCAGAAGCAAGUAGAUUUCAGUUGCCACCCCAGAGAGCUGAUGUAAUACUGAAUAAUAUUUCAAAAGUUCCCGAGUCAUCAAAAGUAAAACUGUCAAGACAUGGUCAAAUAAGUGGAAGCUCAGCUAACAAGAUCAAUAGUUCUUCUAGAAUUGAUAGUUGGGGCUUGUCAGCAGAAAGGAGCACGGACAUUGGCAAUUUGACUGAAGACGAUAUACUGGAAAUGACAUAUGAAGAAUACCUUGAAGCUCAUACUCAAGCAACCAGAAGAUUACACCUUACUGCUGCGGGGCGGUCCACGAGCUUGCAGAAGUCAUCAUCCAGUAAAGAACGAUCUGAUGAUUCGCAAUCGGCCAACAGCUCAAAGAAGAGGAGUUACCGCCAAUCACUUGAAUGAGUGCUUCAUGGCUUCAAUUGUUUUGUUUAACAUGUUGUACUGUAAAUGAGCUGCAGUUGUUUCGUCUUUCCGCGAAGCGGGUCGUGUUUUGAACCUCGUUAAUUGCUAUAAUUUUGAGUCGUGGGACUUGAAUUGAUGUGUAAUUCUUGUUGUAUUCUUAGUGAAUGAUCAAUGAACUUGUAUAUAGAGACGUGUACUAUUUACUGCGUUAACUAGUUUUUUUUCAUUGCAAAAGUCACCCACUUUGUAUAUGUAUUUUCUUGAUCUUUGAGAAACUUUGAUCUGACCAUGUUUUCUGCA
Molecule: messenger RNA, 3522 nt
Organism: Salvia miltiorrhiza (redroot sage)
Lineage: Eukaryota; Viridiplantae; Streptophyta; Magnoliopsida; Lamiales; Lamiaceae
Exons: 9
Coding region: 2032-3222 (396 amino acids)
Biological process (GO): mRNA splicing, via spliceosome; regulation of mRNA splicing, via spliceosome
Cellular component (GO): nucleoplasm
Molecular function (GO): N6-methyladenosine-containing RNA reader activity; mRNA binding
Source: RefSeq, a predicted model, not a curated record